Messenger RNA from Crotalus tigris (Tiger rattlesnake), 1210 nucleotides. RefSeq names its product FCF1 rRNA-processing protein (gene FCF1). The transcript has 8 exons. The record is from RefSeq and is a predicted model, not a curated record. Gene Ontology annotation, cellular component: nucleolus; small-subunit processome. NCBI's taxonomy places the organism in Eukaryota, Metazoa, Chordata, Lepidosauria, Squamata, Viperidae. The coding region runs from base 128 to 724 and encodes 198 amino acids.
GCCUCCAUUUGACGGUAAUGACCGGAAGUGAUGUAUUAAAAGCGGGACACAUGUGCCGUGCGGCGGAAGUAGCGGUAGAAAAGUUUAGUGGUGUUGCCCACAGCUGCUGCAUCGUGGGAACUGGGAGAUGGGGAAACAGAAGAAAGCAAGGAAAUAUGCUGCCAUGAAACGCAUGAUCAGCCUUCGUGAUCAGCGCAUUAAAGAGAAAGACAGAGCAAAACCUAAAGAAAAGAAGAAAGAAGAUCUCAGUGCAAUCAAGGAGACAGAAGUCCCCAAAUAUCCUUCAUGCUUAUUCUUCCAAUAUAACACACAACUAGGACCUCCAUAUUAUAUCUUAGUAGAUACCAAUUUUAUUAAUUUUUCCAUUAAAGCCAAAUUGGAUCUAGUACAAUCAAUGAUGGAUUGCCUCUAUGCCAAAUGCAUUCCUUGUAUCACAGAUUGUGUCAUGGCUGAAAUUGAGAAACUGGGACAGAAGUAUCGUGUAGCUUUAAGGAUAGCAAAAGAUCCACGAUUUGAGCGCUUGCCUUGUACUCACAAAGGAACCUAUGCAGAUGACUGCUUGGUACAGAGGGUCACCCAGCACAAAUGUUACAUAGUGGCUACUGUAGACAGAGACCUGAAGCGAAGAAUACGAAAGAUCCCAGGAGUCCCAAUAAUGUAUAUAUCUAAUCACAGGUAUAACAUUGAGCGGAUGCCUGAUGAUUAUGGAGCUCCUCGAUUUUAAAUAUGAUAAAAAAAGUGCUAUGUUGAAUUCCAGAACACUGAGCCAGUUAUAAUGUACUUCCAAUCUGGGUUUAUUUCUUAUGGUGCUUGGAAUUUGAACUAAUUAAUUAGACAAGUCUCUUCCAGAUAAAAUGGACAUUCUAUUCCAUAUUCUGGAUCUAGAAUAAACAUUACUUGUAAAUAAGCUUCUGAGAAUUUCUUCUUUACUAUUAAGAAAUUUUCUCAUGAUACAGCCAUUUUACAAAUGUUUAAUAUUCAUAUAUGAACUGUGAAGUGAGUGUUUCAACAGGAUUGAUGCAAAAAAUCAGACACUUUCUUAAAAUUAUCAAAACACUCAAUAUUUUGAAAUUUGUACAAAGAAACCUCUAUUCCAUACAUAUAUGAUUAUUUAAUAUAAGUGGAAAAUUAGAAACGUUGAUCCUGGCAUUAAUUCUAACUGACAUGAAGCCAAUUUAAUCUGUAUGUAAAUAAAAUUUUUCAAACCUAA